This is a messenger RNA of Penicillium manginii, 1671 nucleotides long. RefSeq names its product putative ubiquitin ligase complex F-box protein GRR1. Lineage: Eukaryota; Fungi; Ascomycota; Eurotiomycetes; Eurotiales; Aspergillaceae. Gene Ontology annotation, molecular function: protein binding. The record is from RefSeq and is a predicted model, not a curated record. The transcript is spliced from 4 exons. Bases 1 to 1671 code for a protein of 556 amino acids.
AUGCCUCGCCCUCGACCCUCUGCUCGUCAAUCGAGCGAGGCCCCCUCCGAAACCUCCUCCUCUACAUCCCCGGAACGUGCCGCCGACGAUGACACGGAUUUUUUUAUGGCCCAGGCCAACGAUUCACAAUCCUCGAUCGGUGUAGCAAACUUCCGCGAGGUUCACGUGCAGAGCUCUCGAGCGGUCUCGAUACCACCGAUCGGUCGCCUCCCACCCGAAAUCUUGAUCGCCAUAUUCUCCAAACUGGCCCUACCCAAAGAUAUGCUGGCCUGCAUGCAGGUAUGUCGGAACUGGGCCGCCAACUGCGUCGGGAUACUCUGGCAUCGGCCGUCCUGCAACAACUGGGAGAAUUUGAAGAGCGUGGCCUCGUCUGUUGGCGAGCCAGAUAGUCUCUUCACAUACGCCGACCUCAUCAAGCGACUUAACUUGUCUGCUUUGAUGGCAGAUGUCAGCGAUGGCACAGUCGUCCCGUUCGCCCAAUGCAAACGCAUUGAACGCCUGACGUUGACGAACUGCUCAAAACUCACGGAUAAAGGCGUCUCGGAUUUGGUAGAUGGGAAUCGGCACUUGCAAGCGCUGGAUGUGUCGGACUUGCAAUACUUGACCGACCAUACUUUAUAUGCCGUCUCAAGGAACUGCCCGCGCUUACAAGGUCUCAACAUUACUGGAUGCGCAAAGGUCACGGACGACUCAUUGCUUGUUGUCUCACAAAACUGUCGUCAAAUCAAGAGGGUAAAACUUAAUGGCGUAGUACACGUCACAGAUCGGUCGAUCAUGUCCUUCGCCGAGAAUUGCCCUGCAAUUCUGGAGAUUGACUUACAUGACUGCAAGCUUGUGACAAGUCCCUCGGUAACGUCAUUAAUUACCACGCUGCGACACCUUCGAGAGUUACGCCUCGCUCACUGCAUCGAGAUCGAUGACUCCGCCUUUUUGAAUUUGCCAGAACACCUGACAUUUGACAGUCUACGCAUCCUGGACCUAACAGCGUGUGAAAAUGUCAAGGAUGACGCUGUCGAGCGUAUUGUGAAUGCCGCUCCUCGUCUUCGAAAUCUGGUCUUGGCCAAGUGCCGUUUCAUCACAGACCGUGCCGUACUUGCAAUCUGCAAACUGGGCAAGAAUCUACACUACGUCCAUCUGGGCCAUUGCUCUAAUAUCUCGGAUGCCGCUGUCAUUCAACUGAUCAAAUCUUGCAACCGGAUUCGCUACAUUGAUUUGGCAUGCUGCAACCGGUUGACUGACCAGAGUGUGCAGCAGUUGGCUAGUCUCCCCAAGCUACGCCGUAUCGUUAGCAACUUGGAGCGUGUGCAUCUCAGUUACUGUGUCAGCUUGUCUAUGGAAGGAAUUCGUCCUCUGAUCAAUAACUGUCCCCGUCUUACGCAUCUCAGUUUGACUGGCGUGCAAUCUUUCCUGGACCAAGGGCUCACAGCGUUCUGCCGAGAAGCACCACCAGAAUUUACACAGCAACAAAGAGACGUAUUCUGCGUCUUCAGUGGCGAUGGCGUAACUCGGCUCCGCGACCAUCUUAACCAAAAACCACAGCGACACCAAGAAGAGGCCACCAUGUACGAUGAUGACGAAGAAUUGGACGAAGACGAAGGGCAAAUGACUGGCCUGAUGCAUGCAACGGGCAUCAGUGACGACGACUACAUCAAUGUGCCUGCUCAUGACUGA